This is a messenger RNA of Arachis stenosperma, 1591 nucleotides long. RefSeq names its product ADP-ribosylation factor GTPase-activating protein AGD12-like. The transcript has 9 exons. Lineage: Eukaryota; Viridiplantae; Streptophyta; Magnoliopsida; Fabales; Fabaceae. Gene Ontology annotation, molecular function: GTPase activator activity; phospholipid binding. The record is from RefSeq and is a predicted model, not a curated record. The coding region runs from base 285 to 1259 and encodes 324 amino acids.
UAAAUAAAUAAAUAAAACGAAAACGGAAAACGAAGAGAAUUAAAGAACAGAACAAAAGAAAAUCAGAGUUGUGAAGUUCUGAUCCAAUUGGCUGAAUCCAUAAAAGGGAAAAACACCGCAUCUCUCUCUCAUUCUCCGUCUCUAUUUCCGAUUUCCUCCGUUCACCGGUAAACAAGUAUAAAAAAUUGAUUUUUGGUUUCUGAGAGUGAAAAAAAAAAUAAUUAGAAGAAGAAGAAACAAGGAAAAAGAGAUCUGUGCUUGGCUGGGGUUUCAAGCAUAAAUCAAUGAGGAAUUCCCGCGUGGAACUUGGGAGGCCUGCCUCAGGUAAAAGAAGGUUGAAAGAUUUAUUGCUUCAGCAGGAUAAUCGUGUUUGUGCUGAUUGUAAUGCUCCAGAUCCUAAAUGGGCGUCAGCCAAUAUUGGAGUAUUUGUUUGCUUAAAAUGUUGUGGUGUGCACAGAAGCCUUGGUUCUCAUAUAUCAAAGAUUUUAUCUGUGACUUUGGAUGAAUGGACAGAAGAAGAAAUUGAUUCAAUGAUUGAAGUUGGGGGGAAUGCUGCUGCUAAUUCAAUAUAUGAGGCUUAUAUUCCAGAAGGACAUAAAAAACCUGAACCAGAUGCCAGCCAUGAACAGCGUGCAAAUUUUAUAGUGUCAAAAUAUGAGAAUCAAGAAUUUUUGAAACCUGGCUUGCGCAUUGUGUCUGGGAAAGGCGGUCCAAAUUCAAACUCCGCAAAAAGUCGCAUCGAUGGUGGUAGUUCAAAGAGAACGGAAGGUAUGGUGGAAUUUAUUGGAAUGUUGAAGGUGAAAGUGAUUAGAGGCACCAAUUUAGCUAUUAGAGAUAUAAAGACAAGUGAUCCAUAUGUUGUUUUGAACCUUGGCACACAGACUUCCCAGACAAGGGUAAUAUCGAGUAACUUGAAUCCAGUCUGGAAUGAAGAAAUUAUGUUGUCCGUUCCUGAAAUAUAUGGACCAAUAAAACUGAAAGUGUUCGAUUAUGACACAUUUUCUGCUGACGACAUAAUGGGAGAAGCAGACAUUGACAUUCAGCCCCUGAUAUCAUCUGCCAUGGCAUGUGGUAAUGCUGCAAUGUUUGCCAAUAUGCAGAUAGGAAAGUGGUUAAAAGCUGAUGGGAAUGCACUUAUUGAAGAUAGUAUAGUCAAUAUUGUUGAUGGGAAGGUUAUACAGGCCAUGACACUGAAGCUCCAGAAUGUUGAAUGUGGAGAAAUAGACCUAGAAAUUGAGUGGAUUCCUCUUGAUCAAUAGGUACUUGCCCAUGUUAAACUACCAAUUCUCUUGUUGAAAUCCUUGUAACUUUUUUCAUAUACUAUGGUCUCCUUAUCCUAGAAGAAUAUCCUUCCCAACAUUGUACACAGAUAAAAAGGAACGGAGAUAGUAAUAAUAAUAAUAGAUUAUGCCAUGUAUAUUUAUUUCUUACUGUUAAAUACGAAGCUUAAUCAAAUUGUCUCCUGAGAACAUAUAACCUUUUUGGUCGUGUUGGUAAUCAUAACCUUACUUUUAUGAGUGCAAAUGCCAGUUUGCAUGAUAGUUGGUUUAUGCAGAACUAUACACCUUAUGUGUCAUUUUUCCACUGAAAU